Messenger RNA from Amoebophrya sp. A25, 1098 nucleotides. The record is from the annotation of a GenBank genome assembly. Lineage: Eukaryota; Dinophyceae; Syndiniales; Amoebophryaceae.
GUCCAGGAAAAAAGCGAUUUUGGACAGGAUUGAACAACUGAAGCGGGGCUUGCGUCAGCGUGGUGUGGUCAGUCUUCCAGAGGAGGAGGCAGCGGCCCAUGCGGCGAACACCUCUGGUGCAAGAAGUCCUAGUCCUUCCCGGUUUGCCCCUUAGGAGAAAAAAGGGAAAUUGGAGAUUGAGAAUUCAUAUUUUUGCAUUUACACACCGUGGGCUGUAAUUACUUGUGCAAUUUCUAUCUUGUUCUAAAGAAUUCGUAUUCGUUUUUUUGUUUCUGUUCUUGGGUUGCUUGAGAACGAAGAUAGACGACAUACAUUUUUAUCGAGGAAUUAUAUACAACUCUACUUCUAGAUCAUGAUAGAUUGUAGUUGAGCAACACAGAUAAUAUUCCCUGCUUUCAUAUGUUGCCCGGAAGCACGACCACUGGUGCUCUUUUAGGAAGUAGCAGGAUAAAUGCGAAGAAGUUUGUGGAGAGUAGUGCUGCUCCAUCACCGAGCCUGCAGCUGCGUCGUCCGGGUAUCCAAGUGGGUGGUGAUAGUGCCGGGGCGACUUCGUUGAAUAGGCUAAGUGCCUCCUCACUAACGGAGAGCCGGAAGAAGUUGCUUGUCUCGCCAUUAGUUUUGGCACCAGAGUAUUUCGGAGGAGGAGGUGAUACACCGGGGACGGCAGUUGCGCCUACAUCAACUACACUACUGGAGGAUAAAACCAUAACCAUCACGGGCGCCACAAGAGGGGCAAGUAAAACAGCAGGCGGCGUAGAGCCCCAAGUAGGAGAUUCUGUUUCAUCUACAACAGGGGGCGCAGCACUUGUUGGUCCAUCUAUGCCCAUCAUGCACAAGCCUAUGCGCCCAGCAAACGCAACGUCAACACCAGGCAUCUUCAAAUUGUCGAAUCCUGUUUCAGCGACUGCAACUACUAUGGGCGCAGGCGGAAGGGGACUUCAAACCAGCGGUCCUCUCCAGCUGUUCUCUUCGACGUCGCGUUCCGCAGCCCCCGUGCAACCCGCUGCUAAGCCUGAAGCUGCAGUAGAACCCUCGUCGGCCUCUCUUGUCGUCGAACCUACAGCGAGUGCGAAAUCUUCAACCCAAGCGGGAAUGAAG